Messenger RNA from Aspergillus uvarum CBS 121591, 651 nucleotides. RefSeq names its product putative SNF7 family protein (Cta1). Lineage: Eukaryota; Fungi; Ascomycota; Eurotiomycetes; Eurotiales; Aspergillaceae. Gene Ontology annotation, cellular component: multivesicular body. The record is from RefSeq and is a predicted model, not a curated record. Gene Ontology annotation, biological process: vesicle budding from membrane; late endosome to vacuole transport via multivesicular body sorting pathway. The coding region runs from base 1 to 651 and encodes 216 amino acids. The transcript has 2 exons.
AUGAACCGACUAUUCGGUAGCAAGAACACGGCUCCCAAGCCAACACUGGACGGGGCGAUCAGCAAUGUAGAGAAUCGCAUCUCCAGCAUAGACGUCAAGCUAGCGGCCCUGAACUCGGAGCUCUCCACGUACCAGGCCAAGAUUGCCAAGAUGCGUGACGGGCCCGGCAAGACGGCGCUGCGCCAGAAGGCCCUGAAAGUGCUGCAGCGGCGGAAGCAGUACGAGGCGCAGCGCGACCAGUUGUCGCAGCAGUCGUGGAACAUGGAGCAGGCGGGGAUGAUGCAGGACAACCUGAAGAACGUGAUGACGACGGUGGACGCGAUGAAGACGACCACCAAAACCCUCAAGAAGCAGUACGGGCAGAUCGACAUCGACAAGAUUGAGCGCAUGCAGGACGAGAUGGCUGACCUGAUGGACAUCGGCAACGAGAUCCAGGAGAGCAUCUCGCGCGCCUACGACGUGCCGGAGGAUGUCGACGAGGCGGAGCUCGAUGCCGAACUGGAGGCCCUGGGCGAGGAGACCAUGAUGGAGGGCGCCAUGGCCGACAGUGCCAUGCCCAGCUUUCUCCAGGACGAGGUCGCGCCCCCGCAGUUCAUCGAUGAGCCGCCGGAGCAGAGUAAGAUCAAGGAGCCUGCGGGCGGGCUUAGCUGA